Phycodurus eques (leafy seadragon) is the source of this 3885-nucleotide messenger RNA. Its product is annotated as bromodomain-containing protein 3-like. The transcript has 13 exons. Gene Ontology annotation, biological process: regulation of DNA-templated transcription; chromatin remodeling. The coding region runs from base 538 to 2610 and encodes 690 amino acids. NCBI's taxonomy places the organism in Eukaryota, Metazoa, Chordata, Actinopteri, Syngnathiformes, Syngnathidae. The record is from RefSeq and is a predicted model, not a curated record. Gene Ontology annotation, cellular component: nucleus; chromatin.
CUGCGCGUAAAGCGGACAGCUGAUAACUCAUCUAUUAUGCUACUUGGCUAAAUUGAAAUCAUCUCGCAAAGUGAGCGGAGGCCGCCGUUGGACUCUCCGGAGGACCGAAGCCCAAAGCUCACGGGGGGGGCGGAGCCUGUCCCGGCCGACUACCCCCUGAACUGGUCGCCAGUCGGUCGCGGGGCGCACAUAGAGACAGACGACCACCUGGACCCGCGUUUACACCGUCACUGAGUGGGAACUGAACCCACGCUGCCCACAUCAAAGUCAGGCGGAUGUACCACGACACCAUCAGCGACGAGCUGUGCAUUCAUGUGAUCGGUUAAUUGUUGCACCUCUACGUAACGAAGUCAUGUUCUGUCGUACGAUGGGAGUUUGUCUCCUGGAGGGAAACGUCCAGCUGAAGAAGCGACGCAACUGACGCGCACACGCACGCACCCUCGUAACACAGAGGGCCUUUUUCCAAUUUCCACCUCGCGGUCAGACGCUGCCUUCCCACGCCGCAUUAGCGCGUCGCCGCCGCCGCCGUCGGCCACCAUGUCGGACGCCCCCGAGGCUGCCCCGCCCAGCCCCCCCGCCCUCAGCAACCCGCUGCCGCCCGAGGUCACCAACCCAACCAAGCCCGGCAGGAAGACGAACCAGCUCCAGUACAUGCAGAACGUGGUGGUGAAGACGUUGUGGAAGCACCAGUUCGCGUGGCCGUUCUACCAGCCCGUGGACGCCAUCAAGCUGUGCCUGGCGGACUACCAUAAGGUGAUCAAGAACCCCAUGGACAUGGGCACCAUCAAAAAGCGUCUGGAGAACAACUACUACUGGAGCGCCAGUGAGGCCAUGCAGGACUUCAACACCAUGUUCACCAACUGCUAUAUCUACAACAAGCCGACGGACGACAUCGUGCUGAUGGCGCAGGCGCUGGAGAAGAUCUUCCUUCAGAAGGUGGCACAGAUGCCUCAGGAGGAAGUGGCGCUGCUCCCGCCCGCCCCCAAAGGCAAGAACAAGAGCAAACAGCUUCCUGCUGCGCCCACCACAGUGAGUCAGCAGGCGGAGUCUUCGGUGUCGCCCCCCGCCUCCUACCCCUCCCCCUCCCAGACGGCCGUUAUUUCCGCCACGCCCACAAAUGUCCAGGCCACGCCCCCCGCGCCGCAGCCGCCGGCCGCCAUGAUGCCGUCCGCGCAGCCCGUGGUCAAGAAAAAGGGCGUCAAGCGGAAAGCCGACACCACCACGCCCACCACGUCGGCCAUCUCGGCGGGCCGCGCCGACUCGCCCACGGCGCAGGACAUCAAACCGGCAAAGCUGGCCUCGGCCCGCCGCGAAGCCGCCGCCCGGCCCGCCAAAGCGCGGCGGGAGACGGGCGAAGAUGCGGCGGCCGGCGAUGCGGGGGGCGGAGGGGGCGCGGCGCCGGCCAUCGGCGGCGGGGCGGGCGGCGGCAGGAAGGCGGGCAAGCUGGGCGAACAGAUGAAGCACUGCGACGCCAUCCUGAAGGAGAUGCUGUCCAAAAAGCACGCCGCCUACGCUUGGCCCUUCUACAAACCCGUCGACGCCGAGGCCCUGGAGCUCCACGACUACCACGACAUCAUCAAACACCCCAUGGACCUCAGCACCGUCAGGAAAAAGAUGGACAAAGGCGAGUACAGCGACCCUCAGAGCUUCGCCACUGACGUCAGGUUAAUGUUCUCCAACUGCUACAAGUACAACCCCCCUGACCACGAGGUGGUGGCCAUGGCGCGCAAGCUGCAGGACGUGUUCGAGAUGCGCUUCGCCAAGAUCCCGGACGAAGGCGUGGAGGCGUCGGUUCCGUCCACGACGCCAUUGGUUAGUAAAAGCACGGCCUCGUCCGACAGCAGCAACAACUCCUCCUCAGACGAGUCGUCUGACUCGGAGGAGGAGCGCGCCACGCGAUUGGCUGAGCUACAGGAGCAGGUUGGUGCUGCCGGCCAGUCCCAGCUGAAGGCGGUGCACGAACAGCUGGCCGUCCUGUCGCAGGCGCCCGUCAGCAAGCCCAAGAAGAAGAAGGAGAAGAAGGACAAGGACAAGAAGAAGGACAAAGCCGACAAGGCCGCCGCCAAGGCCAAGCCCGACGACGACAAGAAGCCCAAGGCCGCCGCCCAGCAGCCCAAGACAGCCAAUCAGAAGAAAGCGCCGGCGCGCAAGGCCAACAGCACCGUCACCGCCGCCAGACAAGCCAAGAAGGGCGCCAAAGCGGCGGGGGGCGCCUCGGCCAACGGCGACGACGGCGGCGGCGGGGGCGAGGAGUCGUCCUCUCUCCCCAUGUCGUACGACGAGAAACGCCAGCUGAGUCUGGACAUCAACCGGCUGCCCGGAGAGAAGCUGGGCCGCGUGGUACACAUCAUCCAGUCCCGGGAACCUUCCCUGAGGGACUCCAACCCCGACGAGAUUGAGAUCGACUUCGAGACCCUCAAGCCGUCCACGCUCCGAGAACUCGAGCGCUACGUCAAGUCCUGCCUGCAGAAGAAGCAGAGGAAACUCAUGCAGAAGCAAGCCGGAGGCGGGGCCUCAGGCGGCGGGGCGAGUCGUUUGAGCGGCAGCUCGUCUUCCUCGUCCGACGACAGCUCCUCGACGGGAACGUCCUCGUCCUCGGACACAGACUGAACACACACACACACACACACACGUAUAUAAAUAUAUAAAUAUAUACACAAGUACACACACACACUGAUGUAUGUAAAUAAGCUGACCUGUUUUUUUUAGCAUCUAGUCUUUGUUUUUUUUUUUUUUUUUUAAUUUUGUUUUUUGUUUGUGGAGGAAAUCAAAAACUGGGACGGAUGACGCGUUUGACUUUUGCAUCACGGCGGCCCGUCAGAAGAUCAAAAAAAGAAUCGGAAAUAUUUCACGUCUUAUCGACUUGCCUGACGGAAGGUGCGUUCAGGGAUAGCGGGACAUCAGAGUGUUUCUUUGAGAAACGGACUCUCGAACGCUUUCAGCCAAUAAAAACCCUUUCUGACGUCGCCGGCCGGCCGAGCCCCGCCCCUUCCUUCAACCAACACUACUUCGCUCACUUCCUUCAUGGACUCUGUACCACUUCCUGUCGGGAGCCCCGCCCCCUCCAAACGCUCUGGUUUGAGGGGAGGGGAGGGGGGGUGGGGGGGAAAUGUUUUUAGCCUUUUAAAUUUUUGCAUUCUUAAUCCAUCAUUGUUUGGUCAGAACAACCCUAACCCUCACCCACCGCGAUGACAUCGAGGACGACGUUUUCCGGGCGGUCGGGCCCGUACGGAAUUAUAUCUGUGCUGUCGGAUUUGCAAUUGCAAUUACUGACACUGAUUCUUCUUCUUUUUUUUUUUUUUUUAUGACCAUCAAUAUAUUCACUGCACUUUGCAGCUUCAGAAAUUGAACAUUCAGCUGCAAGUUGGGCAUCAAACCGCCACUCGGGUCGCCCAGGGCCAAAGCCGUCGUCUGACCGCAAAACGCGAUCGGCUGAGGUCGGAUGACGGCUUCGACCCGGCGAGUCACCAGGACGAGACGAUUUGAUGCUGAAUUUUAGAAGCUGAAAAGUACAUUUGAAUAGUAAUCAGAUUCCGAAUCGGAUGGCACAGAUGGACUUCCAUACGUGAUGGGCGGCCGGGCGGGGGCGAGUUUGUUUUUAGUUGCUCUACUAGUUGAUUUUGUAUUUUACUAAGAAAAAGGAAAAGAGUGAUUUGAUGUGUAUGCAUGCACUCCGUCGGGCUGUACGUUGAGCACUGUAUAGUAGCUUCCUGUAUAGUAGCUUCUUGUCAAGUAGCUUCCUGUGUAGUCUCCGUGCUACACGCGUGUGCUACGCGCCAACACACGAGAAGAAGCCAGAAGAAGAAAAGUCAUUUGGUGUAAUUACUGAUAUGGGAUCCUUAUUUUCUGACUUCCUUUCUUUUCAUAAAUAAACACAUGAAGUGA